GUGAAGCACGGCGUGUGGGAGCGACCCUUGGGUCUCGUGGGCGCCUGGGGCGGUCUCAUCGAGCAAUGGCUGGAUGAGUUGUUGCCGGCGGAUGCGGCGGAGCGGUGCAGGGGCAAGGUCACCAUCGUAGUCACCACGCUGCCCAACAUGGCCCAGGUGGGCAUCAGCGACUUUGUGGACAAGCGCGACCUGAUCAACGCCGCCAUGGCCUCCUCACACAUCCCCGUGCUGCUGGACCUCAAGUUCACACGGCUUUGCCGCGGGAGGUACUGCGUGGAUGGAUCCUUCCCCGACUUCUUCUACAAUGACAACUCCGAGCUGCUCAAGGCCGGCGGCUCAGCGGUCAUAUUCGACUACUUUAACGACGCCAAGCUAGUGCGCAAGGGCCGCAUGGACAUGUUGUCGCUGAAGCGGUACGAGGAGGUACGACACAUCAUGCAGCUGGGGUACGAGUACGCCCGGGGGCUGUGGGAGCAGGGCCACUUUGACCACUUCGAGGUGGGAGAGGUGAUGUUCGACCACCUAGAGGAGGCGGCCAAGGGACAACAGCAGCUGCAACAGGAGCAGCAGCAACCACAAGGGC
This is a messenger RNA of Astrephomene gubernaculifera, 583 nucleotides long. The record is from the annotation of a GenBank genome assembly. NCBI's taxonomy places the organism in Eukaryota, Viridiplantae, Chlorophyta, Chlorophyceae, Chlamydomonadales, Astrephomenaceae.